Molecule: messenger RNA, 771 nt
Organism: Ylistrum balloti
Lineage: Eukaryota; Metazoa; Mollusca; Bivalvia; Pectinida; Pectinidae
Product: sperm-specific protein PHI-2B-like
Exons: 1
Coding region: 1-771 (256 amino acids)
Biological process (GO): nucleosome assembly
Cellular component (GO): nucleosome
Molecular function (GO): structural constituent of chromatin; DNA binding
Source: RefSeq, a predicted model, not a curated record
AUGGCACCAAGUCCGAGAAGACGUUCGAGGUCGAGAAGCAGAAGCAGGAGCCGAAGUGCGUCCCCAGCUAAAGCAGCAAUGCCAAAGUCUGCGAAGAAAAGCCCAAAGAAGAAGGUAGCAAAAAAACCAGCUUCAAGCCCGAAAAAGCGUUCGAGGUCUCGCAGUAGGACAAGAAGCAGAAGCCGAAGCGGUUCUCCAUCUAAGGCAGCUAAGCCAAAGAAGGCAAAGAGUCCUAAGAAAAAAGCAGCCAAGAAGCCAUCAAAAGGAGGAGCUAAGAAGCCCACGACUCUAUCGAUGGUCGUUGCAGCUAUCAAAGCAAUGAAGGACAGGAAAGGUUCAUCUGUUCCGGCAAUCAGAAAAUACAUCAUGGCUAACUUCAGCAAGUACCUAACUGCCAGCAGGGUGACAUCAUCUGUUAGGAUUGCUUUGGCACGUGGACUAAAGACCGGGGCACUGGUAAGACCCAAGGGAUCUACUGCUACUGGAGCAACCGGGCGCUUCAGGGCUGGAAAGGCAGCGCCAAAGAAGGUUAAGAAACCAAAGAAGAAGACUCCAAAGAAGAAGAAAGCUAAGAAGCCAAAGAAGGCAAAGAAGGUUACCAAGAAAACUAAAAAACCCAAAAAAGUUAAGAAGGCAAAGAAAGCGAAGUCAUCUAAGAAAGCAAAGAAGGUCACCAAGAAAACUAAACCCAAAAAGGUAGCGAAGUCAUCUAAGAAAGCAAAGAAGCCUGCGGCCAAGAAAGCGAAGAAGCCAGUCAAAAAAUCUGCUUAG